CACUAGGCAUUUGCUGAAAAUGAACCCAGCCUUGUUUCAUGCUUACUGAAUAUAUUUCACAUCCCCCUCUCUUUCCACAAACUCUUGCAUUCUGGUCUAUCCUCUAAAGUCUGUAUAUAAACGCCGGUCCAUGCCCAGCGGGUUCUAUUGUUCCUGACCAUCACAACAUCAACCAUUUACUUGAUAGCCAGAUCUGCCUAACAAGCAAAAAACAGUUGUUUUUCUUCAUUUCGCAAACUAGCCCCUGCCCUUUUAUACAACCUAAUCAUCAUGAAGUCUUUCGCUGUCGUCGCUCUUGCCGCCGCUGCUGUUGUUGCCGCCAAUGGCGCUCAGCCUGCCCCCGACCACCAGAAGGUCUACUCGACUAUCCUCGGCCCGCAGUACUACCAGAACGCCGCCCCUGUGGUCGUUGCUGCCUCGACGGUGGUCCAGAAUGCUGGCUCCGAUGAGGUCACUGUCACCUCCACCGUCACCAACGGCGCCACUGCCAACGCCCUCUCGCUCGGCUCGGCUCUGCUUGCUGGCUCUCUGCUCUUCUACAUGUAAGCCGAGUAUCAGGAAUGAGAAAAAUUACGGUUCAACGAGAAAUUUCUAGGAAUUGCAGGUUCCCUCCUCUCGUUUUGCAAUUUCAAGAACAGAAAUACAUAUUUUUGAAAUUGAA
This is a messenger RNA of Linderina pennispora, 661 nucleotides long. RefSeq lists its product as uncharacterized. The coding region runs from base 271 to 546 and encodes 91 amino acids. The record is from RefSeq and is a predicted model, not a curated record. Lineage: Eukaryota; Fungi; Kickxellomycota; Kickxellomycetes; Kickxellales; Kickxellaceae. The transcript has a single exon.